GGUCCAGGGUAGGAUGGUUCAUUCGAUGAUCUAUGCGUUGAGAGGAUGGAUUGCGUUUGUUGCGUUCAUAAGUAUGGCGACAGCAAUAAGAUGCUUCUUAGACACUGAAAACUACCUCGGUAAACAGUUCUUUUCUGGAGGUGCUCAGUACACGCCAGUGACACCAGGACUGGGCCGAAUAUUUGGAACAUUUCAUGCCCUGCAGGCUGUUAUCCUGAUCCACAGUGCCUUCAGAAUCGAGUAUUACCCGUUGAUCAGCGCCGCCAUUUGCACGUUGAUGGUGACGAUCAUCUACUUGGGGCUGGAAACAUUUUACUACAAAACAGCAUACUGUGGAUUCACAACUUUGUUUCCGAUCAUUAUAUCAGCGGUGACGCUCGCAUGGAUAGCGUGUGCUCCACGCUACUUGAAGACGCGCGAGAUCGACGAAGAGGAGCUGAUGAAAGUGAUGCUGCCGCGCAGGAAAAAGUGGAACAAGAAACGAGACUGAUCUGCCCCGAGCCUCAUCAGCGCCAGCAUCAAUGGGCGCACCGGCCACUGUCGUUUGCUUGCCAUCGCUAGUCUCUGAUGUCACGCUCUUAGUACCCAACGCGUGUUCGUCGAUUUUAUUGACAUCCUUUUCGUCCGUGCGUGUUUUGUUUGACUUGCCGGACAGUUCCUUUCGUGAUGGUUGCCGGUAUGGCUACAAGACGCCGUUUGCGGCGUGGGACGAGAGAAUGAACGGGAAAGUGUGGUGCUAUGCACGUAGUUUGAAAAUGUAACGGAACGGGGCACGUGCGUUUUGGAACCAGGGCGAAUGUAGACACCUUAAUGCAUCGCAAUGCUCUUUUGUCUUGCGGUUAGCAACCGGAGAUCAACUGAUCAGAUCCGCUUAUGUUGUACGUUCACGCUCGAAUUCGCAAAUAAUGUUGUUAAUGCCCUCGACUUGAUUGCCGUUGUUCAUAACACGGAGUGGUAAGGGGAAAGGGCGAUGCGCCUUCUCCUGCCGCUUCUAGACUUCUGAGAAGAGCCUGGCCUGAAAACAACAGUUGACUGAUCUCAGCGGGAUCGCACUAUUGCUAGUCAGUUUGAUAUUGCUAGGGCAAUUGCUGACUCCGCUAGGUCGGGUCAAAUGUAGAAUUUCCUUGGAAGUCGAACCUCUUCAGGUUAACAUGCUCAUAUGUACGAGACCAUGCCUCGCAACAACACGAAACUUAGGCGUGCUCCCUGUAUAUAUUUUAGUAAAUUGUCAUGCGGUCAUGUGUAUUUUUGACAUUCAUGUGCGACGUAGGGUUCCGUUUAUAUAGCCAGUGCAGGCCUACCGCGCGCAUGCCGCGGAAUGGCCUGUUGCCGCUGGGUGCCCACACCGGCCGUGGGUCGCCGUGCAAUGUUCUUAAAAAAACGUCUCACCUCAGAAACCAGAUGUGCUAGGGUGAUGUUUUUUGUGUCAAAAGAACCCCGGUGGCUGCCCCAGAGACUUCCGAAAAUUGGGGCGCGAUUGCACAUGACGAAGACGUAACCUCAAAAAACCAUGAGGGUCGUACCGCCUCCAUCUCCCUCCUAUCAGGGCGUGAGCCAAAGGAAAUGUUUCACAUUUGUAUCGGCUUUUGAACUUAAAUGGCCAUUUUGGAGAUCAUUUGUUGCAGUUCACAGCACUGCCCUUCUUAACGCCUAACGCCUUCUAGUUUCUGAGCUACGCGCCUGGGAAAAUGUGCAGGCUAUUUCGUGCGGACUAUAACAAGGUCGCGCAAGUAUCUAUAACGUCAUAAUAAUGUCAUUUAAAUCAUGGCAUACCACUGGCCAUGCGACGAUCAAGGCCAAAAAAAUCGUUGAGUUGUAUGUCUAGAGUAGUUUUGCCACUUAAGAGUAGAUCAGUUACUUAGAACUAAGCUUUUUUGAUAUGUGAUGCUCGCUUCAGUAUCUUUAAAUGUGGAACACUCAACUUUGUUGUAAUUUUCACAAUUCUGUAGUGCCGUUACACACUUUCGCAACCAACGUUGGCCUCUUUUCUUUGGCUUUCCUUGGCUGCUUACUGGCGUCGCUCUGGGCCAGGCAACGUUGAGCUCGCCUGAAGUCUUGCAAACGCUACAUUGUUCUGUACCAUGCUUCUGAUUUCCCCCUGUAUCGCCUGCUUACAUGAGCAGCCUGAGGGGGGCACGUGGCUGGUUGCAUGCGUGGACCCACGCCAGGAAAUAGGUUGUACGCUCUGUCUCUCGUCAAGCGGUGAUGAUAGUGUCGUAGCGACCCUUGUGGAAAUCGCAACCGUUUUUUACGUGUUCAUCGUUUUUCGCCGGUGACAAUUUUUUUUUCGUAAAUCCGAUGUCAAAUUGUUAUCCACCUAAAAUUUGGUGGGUAAAUGCUGCCCACGGUUAUGCUACAGUUUUACAGCCAGCAAGCAUGUUGCGUGCAAACAUCUUGAAUUGGUAAGGUCGUAAAUUUGAAGGAACUAUGUCGUUUGUCGUGGAGCACUUCCUGAUCCCAUAAACGGUUGUUGCAAAGGCAUAAGCGCUAUAAUGCAUGCUUGUCGGAAGUGGGCCACUGAAGCCGUUUUUCCAGCUAGAUGACAUUACAUCAAGGCACAGGCUCAGGUCUUGCUCCCAUAAGGUGUAAUCCGUGUUUGCAUAGCUGUUGUGAUGAUGCACUAACGGUUAUCGCGAUUUGGUUAUAAUCGAUGCACGACGUCUUUUUUCGGUUGCACGGUUAUCCUGAAUGGCAUGUCCAUUGUCAGUGAGAUCAAUUCGUGCUAUUGUGUGCAUUGCCAUGUAGCCAUUGGGCGGCGUUUUUAUUCCGUGUAUUGGUAUCAUUCAUAUUGUUUUGUGGUGUGACCCUACUUUGCGCCGCUUACCCUACGGGUUUUUUGUUGUAGGAUUUUGAUCAUUUUCCCUUGUAGUAACACUCAUUUGUUUUGGUCUUUAUUGUGGUUUUGUAUCCAAGAGCAGCACUGAACAAGCGCCAACGCCGGUGGAUUCCUCUGCGAAUUGCUGGUGAAAUGUGAUGGAUCCGCCCAGUCCAGUGUGCCUUAGGUAGUGUGACGUUCUAUGAGGCGACUAGAACGUCACGUGCAUUUGUAUUGUAUCUUUACGCAUGGGGACUUUUCGGAGGUUUCGUACCGUUUGUUUUCAAUCAUGUUUCUUGAACCUGUUUUGAACAUUGGUUUAGUUUUGUGACAUCUGCACCAUUCAAAAAUCCUGGUUGGAAAGGAUGUCUCCAGCCGUCUCUGCAGCUCAGUCUGUCGAGCGUUGUACACUGAUCACUGUGUAGUAGACACGCUGGUUCGGACCUCCGAAAUCGUGUUUGUGGUAGUCUUUUCAACGGUCAGCUGAAAUGGCGACUAGUCAAGAGAGGUAGGCUGAAGCGGGUCGCCGUCCCAUGGCAUCGAUAUGUUUCGUUACACGUGCCCGUGUGGCCGGUUGAAUGCAACGCGUUCCGAUGGAGUUUUGAGUCAAUUUGACCCUCAUGCGAUGCAGAACCGAGGAAAAUAAAUACACCAA
Pollicipes pollicipes is the source of this 3470-nucleotide messenger RNA. RefSeq lists its product as uncharacterized. The coding region runs from base 14 to 490 and encodes 158 amino acids. NCBI's taxonomy places the organism in Eukaryota, Metazoa, Arthropoda, Thecostraca, Pollicipedomorpha, Pollicipedidae. Gene Ontology annotation, cellular component: endoplasmic reticulum; membrane. Gene Ontology annotation, molecular function: protein-macromolecule adaptor activity. The transcript has 4 exons. The record is from RefSeq and is a predicted model, not a curated record.